Sphenostylis stenocarpa is the source of this 1101-nucleotide messenger RNA. Lineage: Eukaryota; Viridiplantae; Streptophyta; Magnoliopsida; Fabales; Fabaceae. The record is from the annotation of a GenBank genome assembly.
AUGGAGCAACAGGCAAAUGGUGCUUCUUCGUUUGCCAGUGCUGUGAGUCUUGACCAGCUUGGAAUGUCUUCUAUACCUCAACGUUAUGUUCUUCCACCAUCACAACGACCUAGCCCUCAUAUUCCAAUCUCCACCACUCUUCCCAUUAUAGACUUGUCUAGUUUGCGCGAUCAAUCUCUUGUAUCUAGAUCAACCAUCAAUGAAAUCCGAAUUGCCUGCAAGGAGAUUGGUUGCUUUCAGGUAUAUAUAGCACCAGCUAAAUUUGAAUAUGCACCAAACGUUAUUAACCAUGGGAUUGAUCAAUCAGUAAUGGAUGAAGCCCUAGAAGUCGCAACAGAGUUCUUCAACCUUCCUAAUGAUGAAAAGAUGAGUUUAUUUUCUGAGGAUGUUCACAAACCUGUAAGGUAUGGAACAAGCCUAAAUCAAGCUAGGGAUGAAGUUUACUGCUGGAGAGAUUUCAUCAAACACUACUCUCAUCCAAUAUCAGAUUGGAUUCACAUGUGGCCUUCAAAUCCGUCAAAUUACAGGGAGAAUAUGGGAAAGUACGUAAAAGCUGUACAAACUCUACAAAAUCAACUGCUGGAAAUAAUUUUCGAAAGCCUGGGGUUAAACAGCAAUUACUUACAUGAAGAAAUCAAUGGAGGCUCGCAAACACUUGCAGUGAACUGCUACCCUGCAUGUCCAGAACCUGAUCUCACCUUAGGUAUCCACCCUCAUUCUGAUUACGGGUCCAUAACUAUGCUGCUCCAAACCCGUUCAGGCCUAGAAAUCAAGGACAAAAACAACAACUGGAUGCCUGUGCCUUUUGUUGAAGGAGCACUUGUGGUGCAGUUGGGUGACCAAAUGGAAGUUAUGAGCAAUGGACAAUACAAGAGUGUCAUUCAUCGAGCAACGGUUAAUGGCGAUGAGAAGAGGUUUUCCAUUGUGAGUCUUCACAGUUUUGCAAUGGACAGAAAGAUGGGUCCUGCAGUGGAACUUGUUGAUGAGCAGCACCCUAAGUCCUACAAAGAGUUCUGCUUCAGGGAAUUUCUGGACUUCAUAUCCUGCAAUGAUAUCACAAAGGGUAGGUUUCUUGACACUUUAAAGAUGAGCAAACCUUAG